Molecule: messenger RNA, 2472 nt
Organism: Penicillium griseofulvum
Lineage: Eukaryota; Fungi; Ascomycota; Eurotiomycetes; Eurotiales; Aspergillaceae
Exons: 2
Coding region: 1-2472 (823 amino acids)
Source: RefSeq, a predicted model, not a curated record
AUGAACACAGACUUACCAAGCUCCGGGCCCUCUGGGGAGCCUAACAGGAAGGGAUCCGUCAAGCGGGCCAGACAGAUGCUGGAUGCCGGCGUGCGUCCAGAACGAGCCUCGCCACCCCAGCAGAUGAGACAUCCGCCUGUCCCCGGCAAUAUCCCCAAUCAAUCACAAUGGCCUCUUCCUGAUUCGGGCCUCCCAUCAAACCCGAGCAAUCAACGUCCUGGGUAUUUUCCUCCGCGUGGUCCUCCCCGCGGUCCUCCGCCACGGAGACCACCUCAUCCCAGUGAAAUCCAGUCUAUUUACUCGGAACGGAAUGGGCAAGUCCCAGAAAAGAGAUUGGAUCCGAACCAAAGACCUCCUCGCUCCUUCUCACAACUUCAGCCGCCUCCACUAGCGCAGUCGCGCCGGCCGAUAAAUGAUGCCCCUGCCAGUCCCGCCAGCACAAUCGACAUGACUCCUCGAAUAUCGAUUGCAACGGAUGAUUUGUUCAGACAGUCUGUGGCUUCGUCGACACCGUCUGUCCCCGAUGUACCCCGAUUUCCGCCUACUGUUCCGAUUGAAUCCGGUCUUUCCCCGGAUGACCCCAGAAGCCGGACUGCAGGUCUGGUGGCACCGCCCAAUGUGCGUCGGCCUCGGGGUCGUCAAUCAUCUGUUUCGCCUAUUCCAGAAGAAUUUGCCGACUCUCGCUUAACAAAAUGCUCCGUCGCAUCGAGCCGAGCCAUCCCCUCGAGUUGGGGAUCCGGUCCUGCUGAAUCUGAGAUUCUAGGAGCAUAUCUCGACAUUGAUUCUGACGAUGACCAGCGCUCACCGGGCUUGCAAGAGGAUGAUACGAGGCUUGUUCGAAAUGCCAGUAUCGGAAAGCGAGGAAAGCCGACGAUGCGUACUAUCCUCAAGUCUAAUCCUGUUUCUGUCGUAGACAUGCCAGCACCCACCCCGGAGGAGUCCACCAAGGGCACAGUAGCACGAUCUUUGGGAAUGGGAGCUGCAAGUCAGAUGCCCUAUCCACCAAGUCGAUUACGAAAGUCGUCUACUUCUACAGCAUCGAAUGAAUCACUAGAAGGCCCGGACCCUGAAAAGCCUCCCGUUAUGCAGCAGUACGACUCGCCCUCCGAAGCACGGCUCGAGAAAGAGCUCGAGGCCUUUGGAGACCUACCUCAAGCUGCACCAACGAUGAGUGACAACAGGCCUGGCGGUCGCAAGCCUCCUGCUCUGAAUAUGCAUGCAUUGCGGGAUGCAGAGGCUCGUGGGAGCCUUUCCAGCCUAACUGAUUUGAUCCGAAGGGCGACAAAGCUCGCAACGAACCUAGAUCAUGGGAGAACUGCCAGCCGAGCUGAUCUGGCCGGUGGUGGCGAGGCAGAGUUUAGGGCUGGGAAAGGGAGCCGAAAACGCAACUCCGGCUCUAUAUCGGAUAUGCUCGCCUCGUUCCCCCCGCCUGGUUUGGCCACGCCUGAAGGCCGCGCCUCAUGGCCCGUUUUCUUUGGACGCUCGAACUUGCGUAAUGUUGAGCAACUUAACUCCAGUGACGACGACCCGAAUGCCCCCCGACGUAGGAAGAUGUGCUGUGGAAUGCCUCGGAAAAUCUUCAUACUCAUCUGCAUCGCACUCUUCAUUGUCGUCAUCCUCGCGGUUCUUCUCCCUGUGUUCCUUGUCGCCGUGCCUCGCGAGAAAGCAAACUCAACCUGCGCCGAAAAGAACCCUUGUGAGAACGGAGGCGUGAGCGUCUCAGGGGGCACCGAGUGCUCAUGCGUUUGUUCGAACGGUUAUACUGGCUCACAAUGCAAUAUUGCGGGCGAUGGUAGCUGCACCACCGCGCUGAUAGAUAACGGAUCGAACGCGACUAUGGGCAGUGCACUCCCUGCUCUGUUCGAGCAAUCCAAGGAGAAAUUCGGCAUCACCCUCGACCCGGUCACGAUCAUGGCUCUCUUCAGCAUGAACGACGUCUCCUGCAAGACCGAGAACGCGCUCGUGGCUUUCAGCGAUGUCACAAGUGAGAACACAAAUAAGGCUCGCCGAUCUGUACAACUGAUAGCCGACUCGGUCCCAUCCGUCCCUACAAGCGACCCAACACCAGUCCUAGCUGUCCGUUCCGAGGCCACUAUGAACGGUAUCCUAUACGAUGACUCGGGGGCAAACGAGUCAGCUACGGCUACACCCAAACCCACUCAAACCGAGUUAGCAACGAGCAGCUCCACCAACGUCGGUAUUCAAUCCACUUCCACUGAGGCAAAUGCGUCUAAGUCCACUGCCACCGGUGUCCCCGAGCAUGUUGUUGGGUUCUCUCGGAUUGCGGUGUUAUAUAUUCUGCAGAAGACAGGUUCCCUUGACUCGGCUCUAUCCUCGGAGGAGGACAUCCAAGGAUACCUGCUCGAUUCCUAUGCGAACACGACUCAUCCAUCUAUGAGGGUGGGAUCGUUUGAUGUGGAUUUUGAGAAAUUGACCAUCACGCUUCCCAAUAGCACGGUGAAGGCUGAGUGA